Fonticula alba is the source of this 783-nucleotide messenger RNA. RefSeq lists its product as hypothetical. Lineage: Eukaryota; Rotosphaerida; Fonticulaceae. The transcript is spliced from 2 exons. Bases 24 to 596 code for a protein of 190 amino acids. The record is from RefSeq and is a predicted model, not a curated record.
ACAGCAACAGCAACAGCAGCAGCAUGUCCUCAUCCUCGAAUUCCCAUCAUCCCGAGCAGUCCUCCUUCAAGCUUCCCACCCCCGAGUCGUUGGCAAAUGCGCCGGCUCUGGACCCGGCCAGCCACGCGCGGAUGGCGGCGGCGGUUGGCUCGGCUCCCGGCAGCGGCCUUGGGGCUGAUUUGAUUGAGCACGAGUUGGCGCCCGGGAUUUUUCUCGUGGGCUCUCGAGAUAAGUUGAUGAAGAAUGCCGCCAACCCGCCGGCCGCUGCGGCCCCUGCCAGACCGCCAGUCAAUACUGUGAGCGCCAACAAUGUCGAGCUGAUGCGGCUGGAGCUGCAGCAGGCCCUCUUGUCGCUGAAAUGCCUGCGGCACACACAGCGCGAGCUCCAGCCCUUCGCCGAUGCAGGGGACGCUGACGCGGCGGAGGCCAUCACCGAGAAUGACCCCAUCAUCGACAAGACCGUGGCCCAAAUUGCCAGCCUGCGUCGGGAGAUCGGGAAACUCGGUGGCAAUUGUGAUGCCCUGCCUGGGCUGGAGGAGUUCGAUCAGGAGGAGCGCAUCCGCCAGGGCCUGGCCGCUGGCGGGGAGCUUCUCUAAGUGGCGGCCACAUGCGGGGGCCACCACGUGGAGUACAUCCACCGAAAAUACAUCCGGCUGCUGUUCGAGCACUGUCAUGCUGGCUGCCAAGUGGGCCUGCGGAGCCAACAGGAAGGAUCCCUCGCGUGGCUGGUAGGAGACUUUAUUUCGGUAUACAAGAGGCAGGGGGGAGGGAGGGAGGGAGGGA